UUUAUUUUUGCUCUUUCUGAACCGAGCGACAUCACUUUCAUGCCAAUUCAUUAACUUUUUUGAAGGUGGGAGGGUCCCUUUAAGUUUUUAUACUAUUGAAAGCUAAUUAUGACAAAUAUAAUGGAUGUUUUCAUGUUUUACAGAGUUACAAAGAGUGGCUACCCUUGGUCUGCCCUACCAUAGGUAUCCUAUCGUCAAUUGACAAUUUGCAGGCAUUGGUGCGAUAAAUGGUAAAAAUGUUUUUCAUAUUGAAAAAUAAUAUCCCCAAUAGCUAAUAUAAUUUUAUCAGAUUAUCAUAGACUGUGGAAUCCCUGGCCUGUUACUAAUUUUCAAGUCACAUCAGGUGCCAAAUUGAGUGAGUAACAACUACAAGCAGCAGGCAAUAUUAUUAUUGAUAUGCUGCUAGAAUGUUAACUGGCUGUUUGUUUAUGUUGAAAACAGUACAAAAUUUUAGAAAUAAAUUCAGCUCAAAAAUUGAACAAUUCACAAGGAAAGAGCCCCCAAGAGCCUUUGGCAUUGACCCUGCUUUCCACCUUCUGAUCACUCAAUUUGAAUUCUUGGUAUGUGACAAUCUAGAGUCCAAAGUUGAACGUCACGCAUGCCCAUUGCCCCAUAUGGCCACUGGCCAGUCAUUCUCACUGACUUUGGCUGGCCAUGGGCUGCCACAAACCACAACCAUAACCUGUCAGGAGGCUCGUAAAGAUCGAGCGCCCAUCGCGCCUCGAGCCGACUUUUUUAACCGGGACACGUGCUCUCACCACGAGGGGUCAAGCCCUCGCCGGCACAGGCCAUGUUGCGUCCUUCGACGGCAGAAGGGUGGUGGUAUGGGUUGGUUGGUUGGUAUGACCCCGUUCGCGUUUGGCCCCUGAUCGAGCUAGAGCUUCGCGAAAAAAAAAACGAGCGUGCUGCCCGUGACCAGAGGAAGCCGAUGAUACCCAAUUUUAAGGUCCUAGAUUAUCGGUUGAUCUUCCAGGUCAGGUCAAUGGCCCAAAAGUCGGGAAAAUCGGGACCUGUUAGAACGUCGUUAAGUGUGACUGAUGUGUGGUUUUUCGGGGUGCUGAUCACGAAUAUCAUGCAGACAUGCUAAAUAGUUUUCAUCACAGAUUAUAUCUUUAUGCAUUUAGGCCAGGUCGGGUCAGGUCAGGUCAGGUCAGGUCAACCAGCAGGGGUCCUGCCGGAUAUUCGUAGUACCUACGUGUCAACCGUCUCUGACAUGUUACAAAGGCACCACAUGUUAUGAUGGCACCAAAAUUACUUCGAAAAUGUUAAAAUGGUUGCUGAAUUCGAAUUCAGCUUAAAAAACACUAGCCUAGAAACAUGUAAAACUCGAAAAAGUGGACCGAGGUCAUCAAAGGUCAAUGAUCGGACCUGACAUACAGGUGACCUUGACAUCCACCCUAAUGCAUGGGAGCAACAUCAAGUCACAUGUUUGACCACUUGGAACCACGAAAAGACUGCAAACGCGCGGCUGAUGCGAGCCGACAUACGCUGAAUCGCGAUUCCGGCCAAACAUGGUCUCAAAAAGUAGGUCAUAGGUCAAAGGUCACUUAUGUCAGGGUCAUGAAAUUUUCAGGGUUGGUGUAAAAUUGAUUAACGCGAGGGUACUGAAAGUUUUGUGUCGAUCGGCCGCUUUUUACGCGAGUUAUUCGCGAUAAACCUUAGGGGGGAGGGGGGGGGGGUGCAUCAACCCCCCGUGUGCCGGCGAAGGCUAACGCUCUACCGACUGAGCUAUGGGAGCGACAUUUAAAAGAUGUUUUCUCUCACUUACCAAAGCUAUCGCUGCCCUUCCCACAGCCUGCAGCACGCGGAGCACCUCUCAUCUCUGGCGCUCCCGGCACCGUCAGACGAUGGGGCGGGCGGACGUGGAGCGCGUCGUCCGCCAGCUGGGGGGCCAGCUGGCUCGCCCGCAGCUGCUCAGUGUGCUGGUCGAGGUGCGGAAGCGCGUCAUCAGCACCAGGCCGGGCCUGGAGGAGUUUGUGCGCCAGGGCGGCCUGACGCCGCUGACGGAGCUGCUGAAGCAGCCGCAGCCAGCUGAUGUGUUCAAUGUGACGCUCAGUAUCCUGGGGAACUGCACGGCGCGGUCGGCCGGCCGACAGCACUUUGUUCAGCACGGCGGGAUUCAUGCCGUACUGAAUGUGUUACAGCUGGUCGCGGACGCGGAGGUGGCGAACCGGGCGUGCCGCACGCUGGCCAACCUGGCGCAGGAGCCGGCGCUGUGCCGCACUCUCCUCCAGGAGGACACACUGGACCUGGUACAGUCGCUGAUGGCAGUCGACCAGCCGCCGCCGCCUCCAGACGACCUGAAGACCACCGUGUUCCGGCUCUGGAGGCUGCUCGCGGACCGGGACAGCCACCGGCGCCGGCUGCUGCGUACGGAGUGUCUGGUCACGGUGGCCGGUGCGCUCGGCUCACAGAACAGGCAACUGGUGCGGGAGGCGCUCCGCACACUGGCGCACUUUGCCGCCGGCGCCGCCCGCGAGACGGGCGCCCAGAUGCAGCAGAGCGCGGAGGCCAUGCCGUCCCUGCUGCGGCUCUGCGGCGCCGAGUGUGACAGCGGCAGUAGCGGCAGCUCUGAGACCGGCGGCGGCAGGCCCGAGAGUGGCUCCGAGUCCGCCGCCGACCCGCCGCCGCCGCCGCCACUCCGCGACCCAGAGCUGGCUGUGUCGGCCUUUCGGCUGGCCCUGACCCUGGCUCAGGAGUCGAGUCUGCGACCCACGCUCGGACAGCUGGGGUUCCUACAGCUGCUCUGGGAGGGGAUCCACGGCGCGGCAGCCGCAGACGCUGCCGGAGAGACAUCGGGGAGUCGGUCUGGGUCAGAGGAGACGCCCACGCAUCAGCCAGAGGCCGGAAACACCCCCGAGGGUCGACUCCAAACCGCAGAGGAGAGUGAGAAGAAGCGAGGACCGCCUGGUGCGUCCGACAGCGGCUCGGGUGCCGGUGCGGGCGGCGGACGGACCGGGGAUAAGGCGCGGCACGGACACAGGACCGAGCGACCGCCUACGGACGGCGCCGAGACGGAUCAGUCGGACUCUGUCAGCGUUACUUCCGUCACCAGCUCUGUCGACCGCAGCUCUCUGGUGAGCGCGCUGUGCCUGUUCUGCUGGGAGUCGGUGAACCGUGCGCGGUUCCGCUCGCUCGGCUACCUGCCCUGGCUGGUGCGCGUGCUCGGCGCGCGGGGCGAGUCGGAGUCGCUGCGCCGCCGUGUACUGCACGCCCUCUUCCAGUUCGUGUACGAUGACACGGGGUUCGGCCAGAUGAAGCGGGCCGGUCUGAUCGCGGUGCUGGUGGGUCGCCUGCAGGCGUUGGUCGCCGGCUGGGAGCGGGAGGGCCGGAGCGGUGACCAGCGCUGCUGUCGGCGCAGCGUCAGCCCGGUGUCCUCAGAGGACAGCGAGGACGGCAACAGCAGCGACGGCAGCGGCUACCGCGCCGACAGCCCCACCUACCGCCAGGUGGAGCGGGAGAUCGAGUCGUACCUGCAGCAGGUGCGGCGCGCCGAGCCGGCCGCCGAGCGGCUCUUCAAGUCGUUCAGUCCGACAGACAGUCUGGCCAGCUCGCCGCUGCGUUCACCGGACGUCAGCCCGCCCGGCUGGUCGUUCUCGGCCCGCUCUCCACGCUCUGCGUCCCCGUCCGGGAGCUGGUCCGAGUCGCAGUUCUCACCGCCUGUCUCACCGGGCGGCUGGCAAUUCUCACCGCCCGUCUCACCCGCUCCUGGCGGGUCCCUCUCACCGCCGCUGUUCCCGGGAGGCGGGCGGUUCUCCCCGUCAGUAUCGCCGGCGAGUUCGGGCCCCCAGUCUCCGGUGGAGUGUCCGGGAGGGGGACAGUGGAGUCCCCAGGUGUCUCCGCGUGGCGCUGACUCCCGGUCACCUCCACUAGAAGACCGGCCGAGCGGGGAGCUCAGUCCUCAGAUAUCCUCAGGCGGCGGCGAGAUGCGAUCCCCGUCUGUAUCCUCCUCCUCCGCCGGCCCUCUCUAUCACUCCCCGCCUCUCCACUCACCCAGCAGCGGCUCGGCACACCGGCCCAGCAAACGCCGGCGACUCUACUCGGCGGAGGUGUCCUCCGAGCCGGCGUCCCGGCGCGGGGAGGAGCACAGCUGGCUGCUGCUGCUGCUCUCGCGGGAGUCGCAGGCGGAGAAGCCGGACCGGCAGCUGGCCAGUGCCGACUGCUGCCGCGCGCUGGUAGACUGUCUGAGACUGGCGCCCCAGCCGCAGCCGCGCGCCGCACGAAUACUGGCCAGAAUCGGCAGGAACCCGUACUGUUUCCGUCCGCUGGUGUGUCAGCGGCUGGCCUGGCUGUGCGUCAGCUCCCUAUCCCGAGAGCAGGCCCAGCCGGCCCUGUCUGGACUCCAGGCCGUGGCUCACUCCGGCUACGGCCAGGGCGUGCUGGAGUCGCUGAUGGAGCUCGGAGGCGACACGGCCACGGCGGCAGUCAUCACGGCAGCCGUGGUGGUCAGCCUGCAGACCAGCCUGCGUCGGCUGCUGCUCCGGCGGCGCGGCCUCGACCUCCUGCUGGACGAACUGGUGUCCGACGCUGACGACCGGUCGGGCCCGGCGGCCGGCGCGCUGGCCGCCCUCUGCCGGCACCUCGCGCCCAACGACCGACCCCCGCCGUCAGAGGCGACAGAGACGUCAUCUCCGUGUCGGUACGUGGGCGAGCCGCUGCCGCCCGAUCUGACGCUGGUGCUGUCAGACGGGGAGGUGGCUGCUCGCAGGGACCGGCUGGCCGCCGGCAGUCCGGUGCUGGGCGCCCUCCUCACCGGCGGGUUCCGAGAGGCCAGCACCCAGCGCGUGCCGCUGGGGGAGCUGAGCCGCGAGGUGGCCGCGCCGCUGGUCCAUAUCGCCUACGGCUGCGGCGCCGGCUGCCGUCUGCUGUCGCGGCUGCCGGCGCGGCUGUGGCUGCCGCUGCUGGCCGCUGCCGACCGGUUCCUGCUGGCGGAGGCUGCUGAGUCGCUGGGCGGCCGGGUGCUGGCGGCGCGCCGGCCCGAGCGACUGGCGGCGCUGUACUGCGCGGCCCGCAGUCAGCCGCUGCAGCUGGAGGGCGCCGCCGGCUGGGGGCUGCAGCUGCUGCUGCUGCGCCGGCUGCUGGCGGCGGGUCCCCGCCGUGCCGCCGACCCGCUCCGCCUGCUGCUCAGAGAACACCGGGAGACGCUGCUGGCCGACCUCCGCGCAGUGGUCGGGAAACUGCUCGAGCCGACCGCGGCCUGAGGGACGUGCGGCUUCCGGAGAUGGUGUGAUAAUAAUCGAUUGGGGUUUCGAAUGGCUCUUUAUUCUGAUGCAAAGCACAACGCAUAAUAGCGAGGAGUUAUUGCAGUUCUGCUUUCACCAGAAUAUGUAAGGGCACUUUGCCCCGCCUUGCCCCUACCAGCUCUUUUUUGCCAUAUCGUACAGGGUGUGACCACGUUUAAUGGUUUCCUGGUGUUUGCCGUGCCGGUGCCUCGCAUUUUCACAGCAUAAUUUAGUGGUCUUAUUUUUCUCAGGAGCAUGUACUGUGAUGAGUAGUGUUUUAUUUUACCCUAGGUGUCGUUUGUGUCUUGCGUGUAAAUGUGUCUACUUGAACAGGCGUGAACUGAACGGCAUGCAGUCACUGAACUACUGCAACUGUUUUCUUUUCUCGUUGGGGAAAGGAGCCUGACUAUAAAGUUGCCUUGAGCUGCAGCAUUGCCAUGCGUGCAUUAUUUUGAGCUUGAUAGCGCCGGGGGAACAUGCAUCGCAUAUUGUGAUAAACCCGGUCUGAUGUUAUGCAGCUAUUGAAGCGAUUGUUUCUCUGACCUCUCUGACCUGAGCUAUUGUGUCGGACCUCUGUUAGAGUUGUGGCAUUUGACUGUGAUUUAAGACGGCGAUAGGGACUAUGGAUGGCUAAAUGGGCCGCCUUGACCACAAUAUCGGUAGUGUUGCGGCCUCUGACGAACUAUCGAUGUCCAUUCAAAUAUAUUGUUUUGUGUA
Molecule: messenger RNA, 5939 nt
Organism: Amphibalanus amphitrite
Lineage: Eukaryota; Metazoa; Arthropoda; Thecostraca; Balanomorpha; Balanidae
Exons: 7
Coding region: 1731-5201 (1156 amino acids)
Biological process (GO): anatomical structure morphogenesis
Cellular component (GO): cytosol
Molecular function (GO): protein binding
Source: RefSeq, a predicted model, not a curated record